Aaosphaeria arxii CBS 175.79 is the source of this 753-nucleotide messenger RNA. Its product is annotated as 60s ribosomal protein-like protein l7. The transcript is spliced from 6 exons. The record is from RefSeq and is a predicted model, not a curated record. Gene Ontology annotation, molecular function: structural constituent of ribosome; RNA binding. Bases 1 to 753 code for a protein of 250 amino acids. Gene Ontology annotation, biological process: maturation of LSU-rRNA from tricistronic rRNA transcript (SSU-rRNA, 5.8S rRNA, LSU-rRNA). Gene Ontology annotation, cellular component: cytosolic large ribosomal subunit. Lineage: Eukaryota; Fungi; Ascomycota; Dothideomycetes; Pleosporales.
AUGGCGCCCACGACGAGCGUUCCAAGCAAGAACGACAUCCUCGUCCCCGAGACGCUCUUGAAGAAGAGGAAGUCCCAGGAGAAGGCCAGGGAGGAGCGCGCCCAGGCUACCAAGGACAAGCGAGAGAAGAACAAGAAGAAGCGGGAGACCAUCUUCACCCGUGCGGAGAAGUAUGUGAAGGAGUACCGUGAUGCCGAGAGGGAGAAGGUCCGCCUUUCCCGCGAGGCCAAGAAGGAGGGUAACUUCUACGUUCCCGCCGAGAACAAGCUCGCCUUUGUUGUCCGCAUCAAGGGUAUCAACAAGAUCGACCCCAAGAAGAGGAAGACUCUCCAGCUUCUCCGUCUCCUCCAGAUCAACAACGGUGUUUUCAUCAGGUUGACCAAGGCCACCAUUGAGAUGCUCAAGAUCGUCGAGCCCUACAUCGCCUACGGCUACCCCAACCAGAAGUCCGUCCGUGAGCUCAUCUACAAGCGUGGAUACGGAAAGGUCAACAAGCAGCGUAUCCCCUUGACCGACAACGAGAUCGUCGAGGAGAACCUUGGCAAGUACGGCAUCAUCUGCGUUGAGGAUCUCAUCCACGAGAUCUACACCGUCGGCCCCAACUUCAAGCAGGCCUGCAACUUCCUCUGGCCCUUCAAGCUCAGCAACCCCACCGGUGGCUUCAAGACCAGGAAGUUCAAGCAUUUCAUCGAGGGUGGUGACUUGGGUAACCGUGAGGAGCACAUCAACCAGCUCAUCAGGCAGAUGAACUAA